Molecule: messenger RNA, 474 nt
Organism: Caenorhabditis briggsae
Lineage: Eukaryota; Metazoa; Nematoda; Chromadorea; Rhabditida; Rhabditidae
Gene: Cbr-trx-3
Product: Protein CBR-TRX-3
Exons: 4
Coding region: 1-474 (157 amino acids)
Source: RefSeq, a predicted model, not a curated record
AUGUCUGCUGAAAACUUCUUCUCUGGAACCAGCUUGAGACUUAAGGAUGGAUCAAUGGUGGAUGCUGGAGAGCAUUUGAAAGGAAAGAUUGUGGUUCUUUAUUUCUCCGCAAGUUGGUGCGGUCCGUGUCGUCAGUUCACUCCGAUUAUGAAGGAGCUGUACCAACAAAUUGCCGCUACCAAUCAGCCAAUUGAAGUGAUUCUUCUGUCGAGAGAUUAUAUGAGAUUCCAGUUGGAUGAGUACUACGAGAAGCAAGGAUGCUCAUGGGGAGUCGUUCCACUCAGAGAUCCAAUCAUUGAGAAGUGUUUGGAGAAGUACGAUGUGAAAGCGUUGCCAUCAUGCAGAGUGGUUGAUGAAUUUGGAAACUGUUUGGAUGCAAAUGCACGUCAUCAUGUAGAGAUGUAUCGUGAGAAACGUCAAAUGACCGAACUCUUCAACAAAUGGCGGCAACAAAUGGUCCAGAUCCGUGCUUAA